GGAUCGCCCGGGUGCGGCUCCGCUGUUCCCGGACGCGGCGGGGCUCAGCCCCCUGCCGUUAAAUGCCGGAGCCCAGCAGCGCCCGGAACGCAGUGCGGGCGGGAAGCUGGGUGCGGGAGACAUGGGCCAAGGAUUCUACAUCAGCCGCACUCUGGCGGCCGUGGCGGGCGUCCUGGCGGCCGGGGCGGCGGCCACCAUCAUCGCGCUUGCCGUCGUCCUGGCGCAGGAGCGAGCUAGCCAGCCUUCUGAUAACGGGGCAGGCGGCCUCAGCACCCCGGCGCCAGGCGGUCCCAGCACCCCGGCGCCGGGCGGUCCCACCACCCCGGCGUCCCCACCUCAGCCCUGGCAGCGGCUCCGCCUGCCAACCGACCUGCUCCCGCUCCACUACGAGGUGAGCCUGUGGCCGCGGCUGCGACCCGAGCCCGGCACCAACGACUUGUACAUCUUCACCGGCAACUCGUCGGUGUUGUUCCGCUGUGUCAACGCCACCAACCUGAUCCUCAUCCAUUCCGACCGGCUGGAUCUGAGCAGGUCGUCGGGGCAGCUGGCCUGGGUACAGGAUGCGGCUGGGAAGUCGGUCGCCGUGAACGACAGCUGGUUGCAGAACAACACCCAGUAUCUGGUCGUCCGGCUCGUCGACCGGCUCAAGCCCGGCGCCAACUACUUCCUCCACACCAAAUUCACCGGACGACUUGAUGACGACCUCCGCGGUUUCUACCGGAGUCAGUACGAGCUCGGGAACGAGAUCAGGAUCAUCGCCACCACACAGAUGCAGCCAACAGAUGCGCGUAAAGCUUUUCCCUGCUUCGAUGAGCCUGCGAUGAAAGCCACCUUCGCCAUCAGCCUGAUGCAUGAGCCAAACUACGUUGCUCUCUCCAACAUGCCAGUGCUGAAAAAUACAACCGUGACUAUCGAUGGUAUCCAGUGGAACAACGUUACCUUUAACACAACUCUCAAGAUGUCCACGUACCUUCUGGCUUUUAUUGUUUGUGACUUUGAUUAUGUGGAGAGCAUCUCAAAUAAAAUUAAGAUCCGUAUUUGGGCUCGAAAGGCUGCAAUUGAUCAGGAACAGGGCUCUUACGCUAUCGAUGUUACUGGAAAAAUCCUCACAUUUUUCGAAUCUUACUACAAAGUUCCCUACCCACUCCCGAAGUCAGAUCAGAUUGCUCUCCCUGAUUUCAACGCCGGUGCGAUGGAGAACUGGGGCCUGGUCACGUACCGGGAGACAGCUCUCCUGUAUGACCCAUUGCUGUCUUCCAAUGGCAACAAGGAACGUGUGGUGACGGUCAUCGCGCAUGAGCUUGCUCACCAGUGGUUUGGAAAUCUGGUGACUCUGAAAUGGUGGAACGACCUGUGGCUGAACGAAGGCUUUGCCUCGUACGUUGAAUAUCUGGGAGCUGAUCAUGCCGAACAGUCGUGGAAUGUGACGUUACUAACGGUUUUGAAUGAUGUUUACCGAGUGAUGGCUGUUGAUGCGCUGGUAUCGUCCCACCCUCUCUCAUCUAAGGAGGAAGAGAUUAACACGCCUGCCCAGAUCAAUGAACUGUUUGAUGCCAUUUCCUACAGCAAGGGAGGAGCGGUUCUCCGCAUGUUGUCCAACUUCCUCACGGAGAAGGUCUUUCGCUCUGGCCUGGAAGAAUACCUCAGGAAAUUUUCCUAUGGCAACACUGUGUACUCUGAUCUCUUUGAUGAACUCCAGCAGGCUGCCGAGAAGACGCAGGUCACGCUGCCAGCAACGGUCAAUGAAAUAAUGAGUCGAUGGACACUGCAGAUGGGUUUCCCAGUGGUCACCAUCAAUACAGCUAAUGGAGUCAUCAAACAGCAACAUUUCCUUCUUGAUCCUAAUUCAAAGGUGACGCGUCCGUCAGAGUUUAAUUACGAAUGGCAUGUGCCAAUUCAGUGGAUGAAGAGUAAUUCAGUGAGCAGCUUAACCUGGUUAAUGAAGAAGGAAGACACCAAGCCAGAGAUGAUAUCCACUGGGGAAGACUGGGUACUGGCCAACAUUGACGUUGUUGGAUAUUACCGAGUGAACUACGAUGACAGAAACUGGGACAACCUUAUCAAGCAAUUGAGGACCGACCACACAGUUUUACCGAUAUUAAACAGAGCCCAAAUAAUUGCCGACUCUUUCAAUCUCGCAAGGGCUGGGUACCGCAGAACCACGUUAGCGCUGAAUACAACCACGUACCUGCAGAAGGAGCGAGAGUACAUCCCAUGGGAGGCUGCCCUUGACAACCUGGCCUACCUCAAGGUCAUGCUGGACCGCAGCGAUGUCUUUGGGAACAUGCAGAAAUACAUGGUCCAGCAGGUGACUCCGUUGUAUGAACACUUCAAAAAUACUACUCAGAACUGGACACGGCCAUCAGAAGGUCAUAUGGACCAGUACAAUGAAGUCAAUGCCAUGAGUGUGGCUUGCUCCUACGGACUCAAGGAGUGUCAGAAGAAAGCAGAGGAGUUUUUCAGACACUGGAUGAUUUCAGGCAAUAAUACGAUCCCACUGAACCUGAAGUCGGCGGUCUACUGCAGUGCUAUAGCAUCAGGUGGAGAGAAGGAGUGGGACUUUGCCUGGGAGAUGUUCAUGAAUGCCACAAUAGCCACAGAGUCUGACAAAUUACGAGGAGCUCUGGCCUGCACCAAACAACCAUGGCUGCUGAACCGGUAUCUGCAGUAUGCACUGGAUCCGAGCAAGAUUCGGAAGCAAGAUGCCACCUCCACCAUCUCUGCCAUUGCCAGUAAUGUAGUUGGUCAGUCUUUGACAUGGGACUUCAUCAGAGCAAACUGGGCAACCAUUUUCCAGCAGUAUGGUGGUGGUUCCUUCUCAUUCUCGCGACUAAUAUCCAGCGUCACAGAACGAUUUUCCACAGAGUUUGAGCUCAAACAGCUUGAACAGUUUCGGAAGGAUAACGAGCACAUCGGAUUUGGUUCUGGAACGCGUGCCCUUGAGCAGGCUCUGGAGAAGACCAAGGCCAACAUCAAGUGGGUGAAAGCAAACAAGGAUCCUGUCAAUCAGUGGUUUUCCGACGCCUUAAUCCAUCGGUAAAUGUAAAUAGUGAAUCUCUUUGGUGUCUGGAACUGGAGUUGACCAGCAUCAGAAAGUUCACCAGAUCUGCACUGCAGAGGAGGAUGUUCUGUAUUUAAAAUAACAGGAAACUCAGGAGUUGGGUAAUUUCGAGAUGUGUUUGGGUGAUGAUCCACAAAAUCGUGAACUCAGACCAUAUCAACCAUUGAAGGGAUUUGACGUAUCACUUAAAUAACAGUGCCAAGACUUUGGUUAAUGCAGCCUUUUGGAAUUAAUUCUUGGUGAACCAAUUAUGCCUUAAUGAUUACUGCAAAUGAUUAUUUUUUAUGUCCCUGUGUUGAGCUUAAUUCCAUUUGUCAACGUUGUGUAUCUUCAGGGAGGUGCAAAGACUGUGCUUUCAGUAAUAUUUCUGUAUAGUUUCUGAAUAAGUUAAAUUGUUUACUCACAUGAUUAAUGAAUGAGAGAAGACCUCAGGUAAUUCCUGUUAUCAGGAGUAUUCUGUGGGGAAAAUGGUGCAGAGCCUCUUGACUGUGAAAUAAUCUACUCUCCUGUGGUAUCCACCACAGCACAGUGUGAAAAUACAUCUUCCCAAGGAGCGUACUCAGGAAACAUUCGGGUCAGUCAUUCCCGAAAAUCUGCAACAUAAGGUUCGACUUUAUCCGUGUGCCUUUCUGAUGGAACAGCAACACUCCCAGUAGCAGCCUGUGGUGUGUCCAACAGGGCAGGCACUCAGCCAGGAAACGAAAGCCAUUGCAGAUCACUGCAGCAACACGGAGUAGCCGUGGAAACCUCACACGAAGAACGUAAAUUCCGUCUGCAGCAACGUCACCUCUUUGUUGUACCUUUUCUCAAUAAAAAUCUGCCAUUCAAAAUCA
Mobula hypostoma (lesser devil ray) is the source of this 3894-nucleotide messenger RNA. RefSeq names its product alanyl (membrane) aminopeptidase b, tandem duplicate 1 (gene anpepb.1). The record is from RefSeq and is a predicted model, not a curated record. Gene Ontology annotation, molecular function: metalloaminopeptidase activity; peptide binding; zinc ion binding. NCBI's taxonomy places the organism in Eukaryota, Metazoa, Chordata, Chondrichthyes, Myliobatiformes, Myliobatidae. The transcript is spliced from 20 exons. Bases 122 to 3040 code for a protein of 972 amino acids. Gene Ontology annotation, biological process: peptide catabolic process; proteolysis. Gene Ontology annotation, cellular component: cytoplasm; plasma membrane.